Messenger RNA from Lolium rigidum, 2228 nucleotides. RefSeq lists its product as uncharacterized. Gene Ontology annotation, cellular component: endoplasmic reticulum. Lineage: Eukaryota; Viridiplantae; Streptophyta; Magnoliopsida; Poales; Poaceae. The transcript has a single exon. Gene Ontology annotation, molecular function: metal ion binding; ubiquitin-like protein conjugating enzyme binding; ubiquitin protein ligase activity. The coding region runs from base 81 to 1850 and encodes 589 amino acids. Gene Ontology annotation, biological process: ubiquitin-dependent protein catabolic process. The record is from RefSeq and is a predicted model, not a curated record.
AGCUCCCGGACACAAACCAAGGAUCGGGCCCCUGGGGCCCCGCCCCGGGUGCGCGCCCCAAACGCCCGGGCCGGCGCUGGAUGGAUCUGAACCUCUACCUGGGCCUACCUCCGUUGCCGCGGCCUCCAGGCCGCCUGGGCGCAGCUAUGGAUUGCCCGCCGCCGGCGCCGGAGGCUCCACGACGGGACGACGAGCCAGCGGCAGGAUCGCCUGCACCAGGAUCGCCGGCACCAGAGGAGAUGCCGCCGCCGCCGCCGCUGCCCGCGGCAUACUCGCCGCCGUCCAACGCGCUCUCCACGCCGGAGAUGCCGCCGAUCGACCCCAUCCUCGUCGACUGGCUCGACGGCCCGAGCACAGACGACAGCGAGGAUUACGCUGGUGACCCCGCCGUGCCUACCGAUUUAUCCUCGGAUGAUGAUGGCCUCGGUACGGGCAGCGAGGAUGCUCUCGGUGCUGCUCAACCGGCCGCUCUGCCUUCUUAUGAUGCGUCCUCCUCGGACGAUGAUGGCCUGAGCACGGACAGCGAGUACUACGUGCUGCUGCCGGACUUGGUCAUUCCGGAAAUCUCAACGGAGGACGAUGAGCCAGCGGGAUUGCUGGCGGCACAAGAGGAGAUGCUGCCGCUGGACGAGGUAGACUCGCCGGAUGCGGCGGGUUCAUGGGGGGUAGAUUUUCCUAUGAUCUUUGCUCAGUCUGAUGGCCUGAGUGCGGACAGCGAAGAGGCUCUUGGUUCACCGGCUGUGGGGUUCGAUGCAUCGUCACAUGAUGCUAAUGCCUCUCCACCACCGCCGCAGCAGCUGCCCCUUGCUGGGUUGGAAGGAGUUCGGCUCGAGUGGGUGGAAAGGCUCUCACGGCCUGAUCGGGCCGCCAGAGCGGAGAUGGUCAGCACGAGGCAGUCUGUCGGGGGUGCGAUUGAGGACACGACGCAUGAGCUCCGCCUGCAGAGGGUGAUCCAGGUGAGUGAACAACACCACAUUGUGCGGGCAGGGCCAGCGAGCCGCAACCAGCGGGCGACCAGUCCGGAUGCCGAAAGGCUGGCGCAGGCCAUCCAGCGGUCGCAUAACUCUCUGGAUGCAUCGAGGCGGCAGAACCUCGAUGCUAAUGGCAAGAUGGGAGGAAAGGGUGCUGUCAAGAACGAUGGGAACUACUGCGGAUGCGACGCCAGUUUCGAGUGCAAUAUCUGUCUCGAUGCAGCUAAGGAACCCGUGGUUACACCGUGUGGCCACCUCUUCUGCUGGCCGUGCUUGUAUCAGUGGCUCCAUGCACAUUCAACCCACUCGGAGUGCCCUGUCUGCAAGGGGGAGGUGCUCGAGGUAAACGUCACACCGAUUUAUGGAAGAGGAGGCGGCGAACGGGACGCUUCCAGCAGUGAUGUCCCUCCCAGGCCGAGCGCCAACAGGAGCGAGAGCUUGAGGCAGGAGCUGCAGAUGCCAGAUCCGGGAGGCAUUGCGACCAUGGUGAGGCAGUUGAUAGAAAACCCGGAUCAGUUGGGAGGCCAGGCAGCUCCACCUGUAGGCGAUGUUGAGGUGGCCGUGUUUUCUGAAGGCGGGACAAGGGUUGCCACGACUGUGCGUCGGAGAGCUUCACCUAGUCUUGCUUCACCCUCCCCAUUAACAAUGCGGCAUGUGCGGCGCAACGCUGCCCCUGAGAGUGGCAAUCCGGUCGAACUGCCGUCUUCCAAUUCUGAUAAUGCUGCAACAACAGUUCCUCAGCAGUCGUCGUCUGUGGAGCAGGCGUCGACAUCUAGCACGGUAGCUGUUAUAGUGGGGCAGGCAGCCCAAAGUAGGAGGUCCAGGCCGCCUUCGGAGUCCACAACCACAAGAAGAAUGAGGAGGAGGCAACAGCACUAGGUAUAUAUGGUGCCUGCCAUUUUGUCCAAUAAAACCUAUGUAUCAUGCCCUGUUUUUACCAUUGUUAGCUCCAAAGACAUGUCAAGAUUACGUAAGGUAGGACCGUAGGAAUGUGUAUAUUCUGCUUUGCUCAUGUAUGUACCUCCUUCAUGGGAAAAGAAAUCGAACACAGUUUCGGUAUCUUUGUUACCAUGUAUGCAGGAAUAAAUUUCCCAACUGUCGUGUCUGUUUGUUCACGGUGUAGUAUUGAGUGUUGUCACUGUACUGUGUAUACCCUUGUGUUUCAUGGUACUGAAGCUCAAAAUUUGGAGGUGUGCAUUCACUUGCUCGCCUGUUAAGACUGAUGAAGUUAAGCAACAGAUGGACCGUUCUUUCCUA